CGGGCGGCGGGCCGGCUGUGAUGCGGCACUGCGGUCCUGCGGCCGGCGCUCCCUCUCCUCCGGAGGGCCGGGCGGAAGGCUAGGCGGGAGCGCGGCGGCGGCGGCGUGGGGCCAGGGCUUCCCAGAGGCGCGCUAAGAAAAAAAGAAAUAAAAAAGGGAGGGCGCUGGCGGGGCCCCGCACCCUGGGGGCUGAGAGACACCCCGAUUCAAGCCCCCCACCCCGCGGGGAGGGGCAGGGGGCGGCCGGCCGGGGGAUGGCGUGUGCUCGGGGGGAAGGGGCGAGCCCUGCCUGCGGUUGGUGAGGGGCUGCGGCCGGAGGCGGAGGAGGAGGCGCCGGUGGGUGGAAGGUGCUGAGCGGGGCGCGGAGGGCGAGCCCGGCAGCCCUCGCCGUGACAGCCGACGUGGUGCCUCCUUGUCGCCCGCCUUGCGGUUAAUUCAUUGGGGGCGGCUUGGCGGAUCGGGCUCCUCCCGGAGCCGGGCCACCUGGACGGGCUUUUUGUCUGGCUGCCCCGGCCCCCUUCCCCUUCCUCCUCCUCCUCCCGAUGCCUCUCCCCUGCCCCUCCUCGCCCGGUACGGCAUUGCCUGCGCGGCUCGUGGCUGCUGUCGAAGCCACCGCUUCUCGGGGUUUCGGCUCCUUUCCCUGCUGGGGUGUCUUUUUUCCUUUUUCUUCCCCCCCCCCUUUUUUUUUUGAGGUGGGAGAGUGUUUCCCCUCCACGAUGGGGUUUUCUUCCCGUGCCAGCAUAGACUUUCAUUGAUUUUUACUUGUGCAGCGUGUAGUGACCGGGUUCCCUAGGCGUAUUUUUGUGGUGGUGGUUCCUUUUUUUUUUUUUUCUUCUUCUCUUUCCCCAAAUACAUGAGCUGUAAAAUGGAGAACGAGAUUUUUACUCCCCUCCUGGAGCAGUUCAUGAGCAGCCCUCUGGUCACUUGGGUCAAAACGUUCGGACCGCUGGCUGCAGGAAACGGGACCAACCUGGAGGAAUAUGUGGCUCUGGUGGAUGGGGUGUUCUUGAACCAGGUCAUGCUCCACAUUAAUCCCAAAUCGGAGAUUCAGAGAGUAAAUAAAAAGGUCAACAAUGAUGCCUCACUUAGAAUUCAUAAUCUAUCCAUUUUGGUGAGACAGAUAAAAUGUUAUUAUCAGGAAACAUUGCAGCAGUUGAUCAUGAUGUCAUUGCCAAAUAUCUUAAUUAUUGGGAAAACCCCCUUUUGUGAACAAGGCACAGAAGAAGUUAAAAAGUUGCUUUUACUUUUAUUGGGUUGUGCAGUUCAGUGUCAGAAAAAAGAAGAAUUUAUUGAAAGAAUUCAAGGUUUAGAUUUUGAUACAAAAGCAGCAGUUGCAGCACAUAUUCAAGAGGUUACCCAUAAUCAGGAAAAUGUGUUUGAUUUGCAAUGGAUGGAAGUUACUGAUAUGUCUCAGGAGGAAAUAGAACCACUCUUGAAAAAUAUGGUGUUGCAUCUAAAAAGACUUAUAGAUGAGAGAGAUGAACAUUCAGAGACUAUCAUAGAACUCUCUGAAGAGCGGGACGGUCUUCAUUUCCUACCCCACGCCUCUUCGUCCGCACAGUCACCCUGUGGUUCUCCUGGCAUGAAGCGGACAGAAAGUCGACAACAUCUGUCAGUGGAACUGGCAGAUGCUAAGGCCAAGAUAAGAAGGCUGAGGCAGGAAUUGGAGGAAAAGACUGAACAGUUGCUGGACUGCAAACAAGAACUUGAGCAAAUGGAAAUAGAACUAAAAAGGCUGCAGCAAGAGAACAUGAAUUUGCUUUCGGAUGCUCGCUCUGCAAGAAUGUAUCGAGAUGAAUUAGAUGCACUUCGAGAGAAGGCAAUCAGAGUUGAUAAGCUUGAAAGUGAAGUCAGCAGAUAUAAAGAAAGGCUACAUGAUAUUGAGUUUUAUAAAGCAAGAGUUGAGGAAUUAAAAGAAGACAAUCAAGUUUUGCUAGAAACAAAAACCAUGUUGGAAGACCAAUUAGAAGGAACUCGAGCUCGUUCUGAUAAAUUACAUGAAUUAGAAAAAGAGAAUUUACAACUAAAGGCUAAACUGCAUGAUAUGGAAAUGGAACGCGAUAUGGAUAGAAAAAAGAUUGAAGAAUUAAUGGAAGAAAAUAUGACUUUGGAAAUGGCACAGAAACAAAGUAUGGAUGAAUCAUUACAUCUUGGCUGGGAAUUAGAACAAAUAUCCAAAACUAGUGAACUUUCUGAAGCACCACAGAAAUCUUUGGGCCAUGAGGUGAGUGAAUUAACAUCAAGUAGGUUACUGAAGUUGGAGAUGGAAAACCAGAGUUUGACAAAAACUGUAGAAGAGCUUCGAAGUACUAUGGAUUCUGCAGAAGGAAACACUUCCAAAAUCCUGAAAAUUGAAAAAGAAAAUCAAAUAUUAAGUAAAAAGGUUGAAAUUCUUGAAAAUGAGAUUGUUCAAGAAAAGCAAAGUCUUCAGAAUUGUCAGAAUUUAAGCAAGGAUCUAAUGAAGGAGAAGGCUCAGCUUGAAAAAACAAUUGAAACGCUUAGAGAAAAUUCAGAGAAACAGAUUAAAAUAUUGGAGCAGGAAAAUGAACAUCUGAAUCAAACUGUGUCUUCCUUAAGGCAGCGCUCCCAGAUAAGUGCUGAAGCAAGGGUGAAAGACAUUGAAAAAGAAAAUAAAAUUCUCCACGAGUCUAUCAAAGAAACAAGUAGCAAGUUAAGCAAGAUUGAAUUUGAAAAAAGACAAAUUAGGAAAGAAUUGGAACAUUAUAAAGAAAAAGGAGAACGAGCAGAAGAACUUGAAAAUGAGUUGCAUCAUCUUGAAAAAGAAAAUGAAUUGUUACAGAAAAAAAUAACCAAUUUAAAAAUUACUUGUGAAAAAAUUGAGGCCUUAGAACAAGAAAAUUCAGAGCUAGAAAGAGAAAAUAGGAAAUUUAAAAAAAGAUUGGAUAGCUUUAAAAACCUUACUUUUCAGUUAGAAUCCCUAGAGAAAGAGAAUUCCCAACUUGAUGAGGAAAACUUGGAAUUGCGGAGAAACGUGGAGUCUUUGAAGUGUGCAAGCAUGAAAAUGGCUCAGCUGCAACUAGAAAAUAAAGAACUGGAAAGUGAAAAAGAGCAGCUUAAGAAGGGUUUAGAGCUUAUGAAAGCAUCAUUCAAGAAAUCAGAACGCUUAGAAGUUAGCUACCAGGGUUUAGAUACAGAAAAUCAAAGGCUACAGAAGGCUCUAGAGAACAGCAAUAAAAAAAUUCAGCAGUUAGAGAGUGAACUACAAGACUUAGAGAUGGAAAAUCAAACAUUGCAAAAAAACUUAGAAGAGCUAAAAAUAUCCAGCAAAAGACUAGAACAGCUAGAAAAGGAAAACAAAUCAUUAGAGCAAGAGACUUCUCAACUGGAGAAAGAUAAGAAACAGCUGGAGAAGGAAAAUAAGAGACUCCGACAACAAGCAGAAAUAAAAGAUACCACGUUAGAAGAAAAUAAUGUGAAAAUUGGAAAUUUGGAGAAAGAAAACAAAACUCUAUUCAAGGAGAUUGGUGUUUAUAAAGAAUCUUGUAUUCGUCUGAAAGAAUUAGAGAAAGAAAAUAAGGAACUUGUCAAAAGAGCAACUAUUGAUAUAAAAACUUUGGUUACAUUACGUGAGGAUUUGGUGAGUGAAAAAUUGAAGACACAACAAAUGAAUAAUGAUCUUGAAAAAUUAACCCAUGAGCUUGAGAAGAUAGGGUUAAAUAAAGAACGACUCUUACAUGAUGAGCAAAGUACUGAUGACAGUAGGUACAAACUUUUGGAAUCAAAAUUAGAAUCCACUCUAAAGAAGUCCCUUGAAAUAAAAGAGGAAAAAAUUGCUGCUUUAGAAGCUCGAUUAGAAGAAUCCACAAAUUAUAACCAGCAAUUGCGCCAAGAACUUAAAACAGUGAAAAAGAAUUAUGAAGCCCUUAAACAGAGACAAGAUGAGGAACGGAUGGUACAGAGCCCUCCUUCCACUUCCAGCGAAGAUAACAAAUGGGAGCGAGAAAGUCAAGAAACAACAAGAGAACUUCUGAAAGUUAAAGACAGAUUGAUUGAAGUAGAAAGAAACAAUGCUACACUACAAGCAGAGAAGCAAGCACUGAAAACUCAACUGAAGCAACUUGAGACACAGAACAAUAAUUUGCAGGCUCAGAUUCUUGCACUUCAGAGGCAGACAGUGUCAUUACAAGAGCAGAAUACUACUCUUCAAACACAGAAUGCCAAACUUCAGGUUGAAAAUUCCACACUUAAUUCCCAAAGUACCUCUCUUAUGAACCAGAAUGCACAACUACUAAUCCAGCAGUCUUCCUUAGAAAAUGAAAAUGAGUCUGUAAUCAAAGAGCGAGAAGAUCUGAAAUCUCUCUAUGAUUCUCUGAUCAAAGACCAUGAGAAACUGGAACUUCUUCAUGAACGGCAGGCUUCAGAGUAUGAAUCUCUCAUUGCUAAACAUGGAACUCUAAAGUCUGCCCACAAAAAUCUUGAGGUGGAGCAUAAAGACCUCGAAGAUCGUUAUAAUCAGUUACUAAAACAGAAAGGACAAUUGGAAGAUUUGGAAAAAGCACUGAAAGUAGAACAGGAAAAAAUGCUGCUUGAAAACAAAAACCACGAGACUGUAGCUGCAGAAUACAAGAAACUUUGUGGUGAAAAUGAUAGGUUGAAUCAUACAUAUAAUCAGCUUUUAAAAGAAACUGAAGUUUUACAAACCGACCAUAAAAACUUGAAAAGUCUUCUAAAUAAUUCCAAACUGGAACAAACAAGAUUAGAAGCUGAAUUUUCGAAGCUGAAGGAACAAUACCAACAGUUGGACAUUACAUCCACCAAGCUGAAUAACCAGUGUGAGUUGCUAAGCCAACUUAAAGGAAAUUUAGAAGAAGAAAAUCGGCAUCUACUAGAUCAAAUCCAGACAUUAAUGCUGCAGAACAGAACACUGUUGGAGCAGAAUAUGGAAAGCAAGGAUCUUUUUCAUGUUGAACAAAGACAGUACAUUGAUAAGUUAAAUGAAUUAAGACGACAAAAGGAGAAAUUAGAAGAGAAAAUUAUGGAUCAAUAUAAAUUUUAUGAGCCAUCUCCUCCUAGAAGGAGAGGCAACUGGAUUACUCUAAAAAUGAGAAAAUUGAUAAAGUCUAAGAAAGAUAUUAACCGGGAACGUCAGAAAUCUCUAACAUUAACACCUACUCGCUCAGACUCCGGUGAAGGAUUUCUUCAGCUCCCCCACCAAGAUAGCCAGGACAGUUCUUCAGUAGGCUCAAACUCUCUAGAAGAUGGCCAAACUUUGGGGACCAAGAAAAGCAGCAUGGUUGCACUGAAAAGACUGCCCUUUUUGAGGAACAGACCGAAGGAUAAAGACAAAAUGAAGGCCUGCUACCGUCGUUCCAUGUCCAUGAAUGACCUGGUGCAGUCCAUGGUCCUAGCAGGAGGACAGUGGACAGGUAGUACUGAGAAUCUGGAGGUUCCGGAUGAUAUUUCAACGGGUAAAAGGAGAAAAGAAUUGGGAGCUAUGGCCUUCUCCACUACAGCAAUCAACUUUUCAACUGUCAACUCUUCUGCAGGCUUCAGAUCCAAGCAGUUGGUUAAUAAUAAAGAUGCUACAUCCUUUGAAGAUAUAAGUCCACAUGGUAUUAGUGAUGAUUCUAGUACAGGAUCAAGAGUUCAUGCUUCGAGACCAGCCAGCCUUGAUAGUGGCAGGACAUCCACUAGCAAUAGCAAUAAUAACGCCUCACUCCAUGAAGUUAAAGCAGGUGCAGUUAAUAUCCAGAGCAGACCACAAAGCCAUAGCAGUGGGGAAUUUAGCUUGCUUCAUGAUCAUGAGGCUUGGUCCAGUAGUGGUAGCAGUCCAAUCCAGUACUUGAAAAGACAGACCAGAUCAAGUCCAGCGCUCCAGCACAAAGUGCCUGAAACUGAGAGUCGAGCACAUCACAAGAUCAAAACUGGUUCCCCUGGAAGUGAAGUUGUUACUCUACAACAGUUUUUGGAAGAAAGCAACAAGCUUACCUCAAUACAGAUAAAGUCCUCAAGCCAAGAUAACCUUUUAGAUGAAGUAAUGAAAAGUUUGUCUGUCUCUUCUGACUUUUUGGGAAAAAGCAAACCCGUUAGCUGUGGCCUGGCCAGGUCGGUAAGUGGAAAAAGCCCAGGAGACUUCUAUGAUAGACGGACCACUAAGCCGGAACCGUUUGUGAGGCCUGGCCCUCAGAAGACUGAAGAUGCCUGCUCUGUUAGUUCUCCAGGAAAACCUACACCAGGCACUCAAGGAAAGAUGAAACUGGUAAAAGAAUCUUCUUUGUCACGACAAUCAAAAGAUAGUAAUCCUUAUGCCACUUUACCUCGUGCCAGCAGUGUGAUCUCUACUGCGGAAGGGACUACUCGGAGGACAAGCAUCCAUGAUUUUCUGACCAAGGACAGUAGACUGCCUAUGUCAGUUGACUCAUCACCAGCUGUUGCUGAUAGCCACAUCACUGCAGCAUCUAAUGUGGACAAAGUACAAGAAAGCAGAAAUUCAAAAAGCAGGUCUAGGGAGCCACAAAGCUCCUAAUUCUAUUACCCACUACAUGACAUGUGGGCCAAGUGAGAGAAAAGUGUCCUUCAUUUUCUCAGUAUGAAGCCUUUAUUUCUGAAGUAACAAGACACCCAACUAUAGAAAUCACUUUUUUAAAUCUUUAAGGAGACUUUAUACAAUUCUGCGUGACUAGAGCAGGCAAGAAACACAAACCUUCAUUCCUUCCUUGAAUCAAGGAGCACUACUGGAGUCAACUGCCAAAAUUUUUAGAAGGUUUUAGGACUCACUAUACAUUGUACUAUUAAGAUCUACUGAAUAAAGGAUGUUCUCUCGCUAAGGACCAAGUGUUUUGAGGUUUCAAGAAGUACUCCAAGAACAACCUACUUCUUUCAUCAUUUGUUUAUGAAUUGAUUCAUGUUUGCUUAAUGCUUCUGCUAAGAAUUAGCAAAAAAUCUAGUGAUUUAUAUUUAGUUGUGUAAUCUAAAUCAAAUGCUGUAGUAUGUUGUGGAAUGUACUAUAUAUCAAGAUACAGAGAACCUUGGUUUUGGCAUGCCAGAAUCUUAUUUGGUUAGCAGACUGCAUGUAUUGGUAUUUUUUUUAAGCCAAUUAUUUUGGUGCACUGAACAAGAAAUUCGGUUUAUACGAUCAAUCUGAAAAAUCCAUAAUGAGAUAGGAGUUAUAAAAAACUUACAGUGAUAUUAAUCUCCCCAUAUUCCCCAAUAAGCAACACUAAGCAUUCAAAUUAAGUAAAGAGUGUUUUCCUGAAACUUUUAAGUAAGGUGGUUUUCCAGUAAAUGGCAUUCCCAAGAUAAAGUUGUAUUUUAACUCAUUUCCCCUCUUUAGUAUUGGGUUAUGUAUGUUUGUUUUUUUAACUUGAGAGUUGACUGUUGCUUAAGUUUUCUAUGGCAAAUAUAAUGUAAAUAACUUACUAUGAUCUGCAUUUUGCCAGGAACUCACUUAUUCUUAAGAUUAUCACUUAAUAAGAAUUUUUCUGGUUUUGUCCUUUAUAAUAUUAAAGUUGGUAACUUUAUUGGUACUUUUGAAAUAUUUGUAUGCAUUUGUUACCUUAAACAUUUGAAAGAAGCACAAAAAAGUAGAUUUAAUUAAUUUAACCCAGGGAAACAUCAGUUCUUUUUGUAGUUCCAAUUUUAUAUCACAGUUUUAUUUUCUUACAAAAUCAAAAAAAUGCAUUGAUACCUGUUAAUGCAAAUUCAUUAUUUAACAUAAAUAUCAGAAUAAUCUUAAAGGUCUUAAGUGAGGAAGAUAUUGAUUUUUUUUUAUUUUAACAGUGUACUUCUUAUGCUUUCAUUACCAGCUCUAAAAAUCUUUUUGGAAUAAUUCAUAUUCUUGUGUGUAGUUUAUGUGAACUGUGUGUUUAUAACUAACCUAGAUGUCAUGAGAAAUGUGUUGUUUUGCUCUCCCUCCCUCCCUCUCUCUUCCUUUUCUCCCUCCUCCACCUUUUUCUCUCUCGUGUAUAUUUAUCUUUUUUGGAGAGGGUAGGCCAGUAGCUAUGUUGUGAUCAGAGUCUACUUUCAGAAAGACCAUUAAUGAAAAGACAGAAUGUAUAGUUGACCAGAAACUAAAUGGGAAAUUAGCAAACUUGGUUAACUUAGCCACUAUUUAACUUAGGCCUUGCCACCAAAUAGGGCUGUAAAGUUAAAUCACUUUUAAAGUCUUGGCUGAAAGGUGCUGUGUAGUGUAAAUACAAAGGAUUCUUACUAAAAUAUAGUUAUUACACAACAGACAUAUUUAAAACGUAUUCUCUAGACUUUGAAAGAUCUCUCUCCAUCAUGACUCCCUAGAUUCAAGUAUCAAAUUGCUCAUUGGGCAUCAUGGCAGUCUGGAGACACUUACAUGUAAAAAAUGUAAACUCAUUUUUAGGUGGAUAAAUGGAAAAUAAAUAUAGAAAUUAUGUUUUAGCUAAAAUACAGUGAGUAAUUUAGUUUAUAUUAACUAGCUUCUAAUUUGCACAAGUAGGACACAUCCCCGGACACUUACUGAAAAUCAAAAUUAAUGAGUAGGAGGUGGCCCAAUGGGGGUGACUGAUAUCACAGCUUGGCCUCUCCAGGUUACAGAUGUCCUAAAACAGAGAGCUGCUCACAUAAGCAGCACAUUAUCCCUUCAAGUAGGAAACACUAAGGCAGCCUGUAAAGUACUGAAUCUGCGUAGGCUGGCUGUGAGAAAGUCCGGUUAAAGCACCAACCAAGGGAACACUUGAAACUGCAAAAGUAAGAAUAGUCUCAAUUAUAUUCAUCCCCCUUUUCAUAACAAUUCAAGAAAGGACUAAAUAAUAACCACACGAAUAUUUUACUUUCUCCAAAAGGCAUCAUUGGAAGCAAACUUAGUAGGAAGUCACUCUUUUCCUUAAACAAAAUAGUGUGGCUAACUAGAAACUAACUGGGGCCUUUUUACUGGAGCCUGACAUGCUUUUAAUUAUCUGGUUUUAUUCUAAAUCGACACCUAACCCCCGCACCUGACCCCACCCCAAAAAAACACCGAAGAAUUUAAUAUACAGGGUAAGAGUUUUGGCCUAGAACUCCAAUACAGUGCUUCAGAUCUGGCCAUGUGGAAAUUUUGGUCCAAGUUUUUGAACUGGUGGUUACCAAAGAGUUCACAAAACAGGUUUGUAUGUAGCACCUUUCAUGCAAGGCAUGGUAAGAGCCUACUUAAAAAUCACUGUGCACAUUACAGAAUUGCAGCCACCUCACAAAUGAAGUAUUACAGCCUGCACUGUCUUAACAGUUUAUGUCAGAAAGUGAAAAAGACAUUGUACCAAAUCUGGAUUACAGUGCGGAAUAAUGUAUGCUAAAUGACUUGUAUUUUAAGUUACUUAGGAGAAAAGUGAUCAUUUUUUAUUUUUAUUUUUUGCUAUACUUAGUCCUGAGAUUUUUUUUUAAAGUCUUGAAUGAAUAAUACAAAAGGAGCCCAUUUUAUAAUAUCAAACUUGAUGUACAUGUUGAAAUAUUUGGACAAUGAAAAUGCCUUAAACGGAAUGCUUAUAAAGUUGCACUUAUAACACCCAUUAACAAAACCUGGUUAUAAAUUGUCUUUUUCUUUUCUACUAAGGUUUCUCUUUUGAUGUUUGCCAUUGUACUUAAAAAUGUUAUUAAAUACCAAAUCAAAUAAUAUAAAAGCUGUAACAUUUCCUUUCAGAGUAAUGCUACUGAGGGAUCUGAAGUUGAACAGCAAAAUGUUUGGCAGUACCUAAUAUCAGCCACAGAAAUCCAGUUUAUAAUGACACCAUUGUUUAUCUUUUUUAAAAACAUCACUUUAUUAUUUUAGUUUUUAACUUUUUUAAAAAAAUUAGGUUGGCUUAACAUUUGCUUAUCAAACUGAUAUAAAAAAUAAAGCAAAGGUGGUUUUUAUAACAAAUGGUUAGUAAUCAUUUAAAAUUUGUAAAAUAUGAUUUAGCCAAGUAUUCUUUCCUUUCCCUUUGCCCUGAAAAACCAAUUUUCACAUAACUCAUAACCUUAUUUAGAUGAUUGUGUCCUAAUCAUUUUGGGAUGGGGUUUAGAGGUUUUGGGAGAAAGAGAAAAGAGUAUCAGUUGUCAAUUCCAAAAUAGGUUUAAAUACAUUAAGAGAUUUUUCAGCCCUAGCUGGGUUGCUCAGUUUGUUGGUUAUGGUUCUCUUCUGUCCCUGGACAGGGCACAUACAAGAACCAACCAAUAAAUGCAUAAAUAAGUGGAACAACAAAUCAAUAUUUCUAAAAUAAAAAAUCAAUAAACCAUAGAUUGUACAAAUCAGUAUCUCAUCUUCACUCAUAGCCAUUGGAAGCAGAAUGUUAGAGAUGGCAACCAGCCUUGUGUCCUUGAGCAGGUCAUUCUUUCUGGAACUGUUCCCGUCAUAGGUGGGGAAGGGCAAUUAGACCACUUAUCUAAGGUCUUUGGAUCUAUUCAUUAAAUCUUCAUUUAAUAUGCAAAGCAACCUAAAACUUACUCUUAGAGAUACAGUAGGUAAAAACUAACAUGGCAAAUCAGGAUAAAGUUAUCAUUUAUGAAGUGUUUAUUAUUAAUUCCACAUCUCAAAUCUGUU
Pipistrellus kuhlii (Kuhl's pipistrelle) is the source of this 10483-nucleotide messenger RNA. RefSeq names its product coiled-coil domain containing 88A (gene CCDC88A). The record is from RefSeq and is a predicted model, not a curated record. Gene Ontology annotation, cellular component: centrosome; cytoplasm. Bases 854 to 6487 code for a protein of 1877 amino acids. Gene Ontology annotation, molecular function: microtubule binding; dynein light intermediate chain binding. Gene Ontology annotation, biological process: cytoplasmic microtubule organization; cytoskeleton-dependent intracellular transport. The transcript has 33 exons. NCBI's taxonomy places the organism in Eukaryota, Metazoa, Chordata, Mammalia, Chiroptera, Vespertilionidae.